AUGAUGGGUAUGCUCGGGGCCAAUAAGGUUCUGGCCUUGGUUCAUGGGUCUAGGAUCGUAAAUGUGUCUUCCAGAUCGGCUUCAUCCGUUGUUUCACCGUCAGUGAAAAAGUACUACCCAUACAUUGGGAACCGCGAAAUUGUUGGAUUCGGUCGGAAUGGGAAUCCUCAGUACUUAGAUGAUCCACGUUUCCCUUAUCCCUCCAUUCGUUUUAGAGAAAACGACGAUGUGUUUGAAGCCUUGAGAAAGAAGGAAUUGGGCGACUGGAAAAACCUAACCAUCGAUGAAAAGAAGCUGCUCUAUCGUCACAGCUUUCGCAUGACUCUGGCCGAGACAAUGGCUCCACAUCCCCGUUGGAAGCUGAGCGUUGCUUGGGCCUGUUUCUUAAUGUCUGCCGCCAUGCUUUAUCUUUCUUUUGUUAAGUCUGUUGUUCUGAACUUGCCGACAAUGAAAUACGCUCAGAAGGACUAUAAGGAGGCUCUACUCUACAGGCGCUUGUACAGCCGAGAUGGUCCAAUCGACGGCUUGGUGUCUUCUUUCGACUUCGAAAACAUGCGGUGGAAGAAUGCUGAUCAUUUGAUCGAUUCUUACCUUUUUUUUCCCAGGUUGACAUCUGGAUAUUUCAUCUUGGAAUUUUCCCGAGGUUCGAUAAUUUUGGCGGCUUCUCACCGUCCAUUUGCGACACAGGCUGAGACAAAAAUAAAGGCACUGUUGAAAACUCGUUUCCCAAAGGCGGUGACUAUUGAGGUCACCGACGUCAGCGGUGGAUGUGGGGCGAUGUAUCAGAUAUUCGUAAAGUCGCAGGAGUUUUCCGGCAUGUCGGUUCUAGACCAACAUCGGUCUGUGAAGGAGACUUUAAAACAAGAAAUCAAGUCAAUGCAUGGCCUUACUAUUGUGACGGAGGAGUAA
Messenger RNA from Echinococcus granulosus, 909 nucleotides. Its product is annotated as BolA-like protein 3. NCBI's taxonomy places the organism in Eukaryota, Metazoa, Platyhelminthes, Cestoda, Cyclophyllidea, Taeniidae. The transcript has 8 exons. Gene Ontology annotation, biological process: mitochondrial electron transport, cytochrome c to oxygen. The coding region runs from base 1 to 909 and encodes 302 amino acids. The record is from RefSeq and is a predicted model, not a curated record.